Messenger RNA from Homo sapiens (human), 5254 nucleotides. It is a transcript of the gene MIMS1, whose product is annotated as mitochondrial inner membrane structural 1. Gene Ontology annotation, molecular function: metalloendopeptidase inhibitor activity. Gene Ontology annotation, cellular component: cytoplasm; mitochondrial inner membrane; mitochondrion. Bases 1303 to 2121 code for a protein of 272 amino acids. Gene Ontology annotation, biological process: mitochondrial inner membrane fusion; adaptive thermogenesis. The record is from RefSeq and is a predicted model, not a curated record. The transcript is spliced from 4 exons. Lineage: Eukaryota; Metazoa; Chordata; Mammalia; Primates; Hominidae.
AGAAGCUUCACUGAGCGGGCACUGGAGGUCGCGAGCACGUUGCUAGUGGGCGCGGCUGGCGGGGCCGGGGGCGGCAGGGGGCUAGCGUCCGGCUGAGCCCGGCGGGUUCCUGCACGCGGACCCACGCUUUGUCGGGCUGCUCUGCUGAGUGACACCGCCGUGGCAUCCGAGGAGCUGUGGUCCAGCCUGCGCGGCGGGAAGCGGCGGCGGCGGCUCCAGCGUCCUAAGAGGUAGCAUGGGCCCAGGCCUCUGUGGGGCAGCGGGAGGGGUCUAGAGGGCACCUUCAACCCUGGGCGUGUGUCCGGGAGCUGACUCGCGGCGCGAACCCGGCAACUGCUCCGCGUGCGCCGCUCUUCGGGCUGUGGCAGUGUACGACUGCCAGACGGGUCGUCCACACUCGCCGACCCCACAGACCCCGGCGGCCGAGAGAGGUCCCCCCGCCCUUCCGGGUCGAGCCAGUGUCCUGGCAAAUCUUGCUUUGGGACUGUUUUUCAGCCUCCUUUGCUGUAACCCUUCACCGUGUUCUCCCCCCUUCUUCCGAAGCCAGUUGAAGAGGGGCCCGGAAGCGCCCGCGUUCGGAAUGGUUUUUAAAAUUAGCAAUUUCUUAUUAGGGACUGGCAGACUGGUCCUUACCGCCGUGUUUGGGAAGCCACAAGAGGCCAUUCUUACCUGUUAGAUUCUGAGAAAAGGGACCGCCUAUACCUCUUCUUGACAAAUACCUAAGGAUGCAUUAGUCUGCGUUGGCUGAACUUGGCAUGGUGUGGUUUGGGGGAGACAACACACUUUUUUUGGCCAUCACCCCAGAUUUCUACUGGGGAGUGAAAGCGCCUACUGUACUGAAACUCGAAAGCUCCAUAGUUGAGGACUUUCAACCUGAGAUCAGGGUCAAAACUACCUGUGGAUAGAUUAUUGAAGCGUGUGCAUAUUAACGUCGUGCGUCAAGUCCCCACCUUCCAAGGUUGUAAAACUGAUCAGAUUUACAAUCCGUCUUGAAUUACUCUUUACCAAAAUUGAUCCAUUUAAAACAGCUUUGAAAAUGUGCUUUACCAGCCUUCCUUCUUGUCAGUAGGCACAGGUAUAUUAAUGAAUAGACCUGGCUUUGGGGAAGGCAGCAUUUGCAGCGUUGUGCUUUCCAAUCUAAUCACUUCUAAAUUGUGGGCAUUAGCCCAUUUGAGGUUACAAACUUUGAACCAAGAAUGAGGCCUAUUUUUCACAAAUAAGGAUGACCCAUCAAUUUCUGAUGACUGCUUGUAUUUGUUAUUAUAUGAAAUGAGAAGCUGAAACCUAUCAACACUCUUCAAAAUGCAAUGGAAUGUACCACGGACUGUAUCUCGACUGGCACGCAGGACAUGCUUGGAACCACAUAAUGCUGGUCUCUUUGGACACUGUCAAAAUGUAAAGGGACCUUUACUUUUAUACAAUGCUGAAUCCAAAGUGGUUUUGGUACAAGGCCCUCAAAAACAAUGGUUGCAUUUAUCUGCUGCCCAGUGUGUUGCAAAGGAAAGGAGGCCAUUGGAUGCUCAUCCACCCCAACCAGGAGUCCUUCGCCAUAAGCAAGGGAAGCAACAUGUUUCAUUCAGGAGGGUUUUUUCAUCCAGUGCCACAGCUCAGGGAACUCCGGAAAAAAAGGAAGAGCCUGAUCCUUUGCAAGACAAAUCUAUUAGUCUUUAUCAACGAUUCAAGAAGACAUUUAGACAGUAUGGAAAAGUUCUGAUUCCAGUGCAUCUAAUAACUUCUGGUGUUUGGUUUGGAACAUUUUAUUAUGCAGCCUUGAAAGGAGUGAAUGUCGUUCCUUUUCUAGAACUCAUUGGGUUACCUGACAGUGUGGUAAGCAUCCUGAAAAACUCCCAGAGUGGAAAUGCCCUCACAGCAUAUGCCUUGUUUAAGAUUGCAACACCUGCUCGGUAUACCGUGACUUUGGGAGGAACAUCUGUCACUGUGAAGUAUCUGCGCAGUCAUGGCUACAUGUCCACGCCGCCACCCGUCAAGGAGUAUCUGCAGGACAGGAUGGAAGAGACAAAGGAGCUUAUCACAGAGAAAAUGGAAGAAACAAAAGAUAGACUCACUGAAAAGUUACAAGAAACCAAAGAAAAAGUUUCCUUUAAGAAAAAAGUGGAAUAAGGUGCCUUAUAUAGCAGUAUAGAAAAUUCCUGCACUUUAACCCUUUGGAAACUAUGGGCAAAGAUACAUGUGUCUGAUUAUUUUUUUGGUUAGUUGCCGAAAUAUACUAGUUCUCUGAGGGUUAAAGAAGUAAAAUACCUUUUUAAAGUUAAAUAUCACUAGAAAAAUCAGUGUUAUUACAAGGGAAGAAAUGAACCCAGUUUAAGAAUUUGCCAUCAGUAGCAGUAUUAAGCAGUGGUUAAUGUCUUAGAAGUCAGACUUCUUUUUCAAGGUCUUCAGAACCACACUUGAUUUCUGUUUUGUUGCAGCUGUAAUUGACACAUACUAGGCAGCUGACUCCUUGAAUAUCCAGUGUGACCCAUAAAAUAGUCUGUUAAUACCGGAUCUUAAUUUUUAUGUUAUUCAUUAAGAUUUUAACUAUAUUCAGUACGUAAUUUGGAGACAAACUAGCAUCAUCAAAACUGCCUGUAAAUAAGGUGUUUAGUCUUUCUAUAAAAACAGAAUAGAGCAGUUACCUACCAGUUAAAAUAUCUUAUAUGAAGAAAAUAGAAUAAAGAUCCAGUCAUAUAUGUAAAUAAGAUGUACUGAUUGUACGUAAAUGAAAAAUGGACCCUUUAAAAAUUAUUUUUACCUGAAGCUUGUCAUAAUUUUUUUAAAGCAAAUAUAUAUAUGGUGAUGGUACUUUUCAAAGUGUGUAUUAGUGGUGAUCACCUCAAACAUAAACCUCUGUUGUGAAUCAUUUGUGUCCUUUUCAACUGUCUUUCAGAGGAAAGGUAAAAAAUCAUUAAACCUUAAAUUCAUUGUUAAAAUCAAAUAUUUGUCAGCAGUAACUCAAGCUCAUGGUUCUCAAGCAGAAAAAGGUUUGGGAGACUAAAAAUGGAGUCAGGUUUUCAUGGAGACUGCUAACUCCUUGGGGUAGACAUGGGCCUUGCCUCAGCAAACCAGUGCAAUUUCCCAAUGUCUUAGUUUCAGAAUUCAUGCUGAUUUCAUUAUGGAGUAAAGUUUUAAAUUGUGGCUGCUGCUUUUUGUCUUACAUUGAAGGGAAAUAUCCUUGUUUGAGCAUUCUACUUGAUUUUUUUUUUUUUUUUUUUUUUUUUUGAGACGGAGCCUCCCUCUCUCUCUCCCAGACUGGAGUGCAAUGGUACAAUCUCGGCUCACUGCAUCCUCUGCCUCCCAGGUUCAAGUGAUCCUCCCGCCUCAGCUUUCCAAGUAGCUGGGAGUAUAAGCGUGUGCCACCACACUCAGCUAAUUUUUGUAUUUUUAGUGGAGGUGGAGUUUCACCAUGUUAGCCAGGCUAGUCUCCAACUCCUGACCUCAGCCUCCCGAGUAGCUGGGACUACAGGCGCCCACCACCACGCCCAGCUAAUUUUUUUGUAUUUUUAGUAGAGAUGGGGUUUCACCAUCUUAACAAAGCUAUCAUUAAAUCAUUUGCUUGUAAUGAAAUUCAGCCGUUGUCAGCUGUGAGCGUUGCGGGGCUGGUGGGGUGUGUUUGAGUAUGUAAGUGUCUAUUUCCUGUGCUCUAACAGUGACUAUUUCAGUUCUAACCCUUCAAUUGCUAAUUGGAUGAGGGAAUGGCCUCUUAGAUUGUCCUUGUUUUGACUUAUCUGCUAAGGCGAGAGAAUGUCUGGGUUUGCCACACAGUCCCGCAGGGACCCCUGCUCUUUGCCAGGAUUUUUAUAUCAAGUACUUAGUUUGGCCAAAUUUAGAGUAUAGUUUAAAGGGGAAAAAAAGUUUGUAUUUGAUGAGUCUAAUUACUAUAUUAGAAUGCUUUUUAAAUGAAUAUGCUGUGAUUGGAAUCUCUUCUUGGGGGCCGGGGAGAGUGCUGAGAGAUGCAGCUGUGUCUCUGCUCUCUGCAGUCUUGGGCAGGCAGCACCGCUGUCUCCUGAUACAGAGGGUUGAAUGCACUGCUUCACAUUGAUGCCACAUUUUCAAAUCUAAACAUGAUUAACAUGUUUUUUAAGUAUUUAUCAAAUAAUUCACAUUUUUGCAGGUUUAAGUGCUGUUUUUUAAGAUAUUAAACAUGUUCCUUGUUUCUUUUUUCUUUUUAACCACUGGAGACUAUGUGAAAAUCUUGUGUUAUAUGGAAUUUUUCUAAAACAAUUUCCUUUUACUUUUCAUGUUGCAUAUUUUCCAGUGGGGAUAAAUUGGAGGUUCUUAUUACUAAUAAUCCUGAAACUAAAAUUUGCUUUUCCUGCAUAGACAUCUUUUGUUAGUCCAUUUGAGUUUUGUUGCCAUCCAGUUUCAUGAUCAUGUUGUGUUAGUCUAAUAGACAAUGAGUUACUGCUUGAAUGAUAUGAAAUUCUCUAGUAAAAAAUGCUCUGAAGAUGUGAGAAGCUCUGUUGUAUUACUUGGCACCAGGAAUGUUACAAAAAUGUUGUUGCUAGCAUAUUGCUAACCUAGUCCUUAAGUUUCAGGGAUUCCUGUAAUAUGUUGAGUUUGGAGUAUUAAUAGCAGGCUAACAGAAUACAGUACCAAUAUGCCAAGUUAAAUAAUUGAGAAUAUAUACAGUAUAGUUUGCUAUGUAUAAUAGACCUCAUUUCAUUUACAGUACACCUCACACUUGGGAUUAAUUCACCUAUAACCUCUGUGAACUGCGAGUGCUCGGCAGAAGCAGCCCUGUGUCUUACAUGUCUACAUUUAUAUUUAUAUUUAUAUUUAUUUUUUUGAGACAGAGUCUCACUCUGUCACCCAGGCUAGAGUGCAGUGGCAUGAUCAUAGCUCACUUGCGUCUUGAACUCCUGGCUCAAGUGAUCCUCCCACCUCAGCCUGCUGAGUAGCUGGGACUACAGGUGCACACCACCAUGCCUGGCUAAAGGCAUGUCUGCAUUUAUGCGAGGUGUGUUGACCGGGUGGGGAGGGAGCUAGGACUGAGAUUCGCCUGUGUAAAAUGCACAAAAAGGGUUUGCUAAGCAAAUUGAUAUUUGAAAUGAAAGAUGGAUUAGGUGAGAGACUUAGUUUAUUCAGGAAUAAGAGCAAAACCAACCACAUCAAAAAAUGUAUUUCACUGAGACAGCCUUUUGUACAUACAGCAGGGUGCUGUUUACAGAUUUCAAGAAAGGAGAAAAAGAAUGCUUAUACUGAGAUUACCUACCUCCCAGUAGUGAAAAUAAUAAAUUUAUCCCUUGAAAUAUAA